GAGCGGGCUGAGCUCGGUUGGGGUUCGGUCGCGCCAUUCUUGCGCUGGGCGGUGCUCUGCUGCUGCUCCUCCACCGACCAUCCGCGGGGCUGGGAUCUCGGCCUCUGCUUCGAGUAGAGCGUUGCUCCAUCCUUCGCUGGAGACGCGCGAGGGUCAACAUAGCCUCUGUUUCUAGCGGGAGUGGGGGGGAAGAGGCAUUCUUUUGAUUCUGAAUGCUUCCAUCAAUAUCCUUUUCCCAGUCUGAGGCCAUCCAUUCUCUCGAAACCAGAAUCCCCAAGUCGCUGUGGCCGACGGCUGUCUGGUAAUUCUUGGAGAUUCACUCUCAACACAACUACAGUUUUUAGUGCAGCCUUCCUCAGUCUAGUGCCCUUUGGAUGCAUUGGAUAAUUAGCAAGGCUAGGAGUUGAAGACGUUCAUGGCAUCUUUAGGACAUCAGAUUGGAGAAGGUGUUCUUGGCUUCACUAAGCUUUUGACAAUGCUGUGUCGAGUGGCUCUUCUCCCUUCCCUGCGUUCCUCGGGUCGAUUCUGGCAGGUGUCUGAUGUGGCUGGAUCCCAUCCUUGCUUACUGGCUCCUAACCUGGUGUUGAGAAAUAAGUCUGCCCGAGGCUGGAGUAACAUACCUUUUAUCACAGUACCCCUCAGCCGCACCCAUGGCAAGUCUUUUGCACACCGCAGCGAACUAAAGCAUGCCAAGAGAAUUGUGGUGAAAUUAGGGAGCGCUGUUGUCACUCGAGGUGAUGAAUGUGGCCUAGCCCUGGGGCGAUUGGCAUCCAUCGUUGAGCAGGUGUCAAUGCUGCAAAACCAGGGCCGGGAAAUGAUGAUUGUCACCAGUGGGGCAGUGGCGUUUGGGAAGCAACGGCUCCGUCAUGAGAUCUUGCUUUCACAAAGCGUGAGGCAGGCUCUGCACUCGGGGCAGAACCAGCUCAAAGAUAUGGCCAUUCCUGUGCUGGAGGCUCGAGCCUGCGCUGCUGCUGGUCAGAGUGGGCUGAUGGCACUGUAUGAGGCUAUGUUCACACAAUAUAGCAUCUGUGCGGCUCAGAUUUUGGUUACCAACCUGGAUUUCCAUGAUGAGCAGAAACGUAGAAAUUUAAAUGGGACUUUGCAUGAGCUACUACGGAUGAAUAUUGUUCCUAUCAUCAAUACCAAUGAUGCUGUGGUUCCUCCCCCCGAGCCUAACAGUGACCUGCAGGGGGUAAACGUAAUUAGUGUAAAGGACAAUGAUAGCUUAGCAGCACGGCUAGCUGUGGAAAUGAAGACAGAUCUGUUGAUUGUUCUUUCGGAUGUUGAAGGACUUUUUGACAGUCCUCCAGGAUCAGAUGAUGCAAAACUCAUAGAUAUAUUUUAUCCUGGAGACCAGCAGUCUGUGACUUUCGGAACCAAAUCUCGAGUGGGGAUGGGAGGCAUGGAGGCCAAGGUUAAAGCUGCCCUGUGGGCUCUCCAAGGAGGAACUUCAGUGGUGAUUGCUAAUGGAACCCAUCCCAAGAUCUCUGGCCAUGUCAUCACAGAUAUUGUAGAGGGGAAAAAAGUUGGCACAUUUUUUUCAGAGGUAAAACCUGCAGGACCAACGGUAGAACAGCAGGCAGAAAUGGCUCGAACAGGAGGCAGAAGUUUGGCAGCACUACAGCCUGAGCAGAGAGCUGAGAUCAUCUAUCAUCUUGCUGAUCUUCUGACAGACCAGAGAGAAGAGAUUCUUCAGGCCAACAAAAAGGAUUUGGAAGAGGCUGAGAAUAAAGGGAGAUUGGCUCUCCCUUUGUUAAAGAGACUCAGUCUAUCAACCUCCAAGCUGAAUAGUUUGGCCAUAGGACUGCGUCAGAUUGCAGCGUCCUCGCAAAAUAGCGUUGGCCGUGUCCUUAGAAAGACGAGAAUAGCAAAGGAUUUGGAACUCGAGCAAGUGACUGUGCCUAUUGGGGUCUUGCUGGUGAUUUUUGAAUCCCGCCCUGAUUGCCUUCCUCAGGUAUCUGCUUUGGCUAUUGCUAGUGGAAAUGGUCUGUUGCUCAAAGGAGGCAAAGAGGCUUUACACAGCAAUCAAAUCCUUCACCACCUGACUCAAGAAGCACUUUCAAUUCAUGGGGUGAAGGAUGCAGUGCAGCUGGUGAAUACCAGGGAGGAAGUGGAAGAUCUUUGCCGAUUAGACAAACUGAUAGAUUUGAUCAUUCCCCGUGGCUCUUCUCAGCUGGUUCGGGAUAUCCAAAAAGCAGCCAAAGGAAUCCCGGUGAUGGGGCACAGUGAAGGGAUUUGCCAUGUGUAUGUGGAUUUGGACGCCAGUGUUGAGAAGGUUACUAGAAUAGUGAGAGACUCAAAAUGUGAAUAUCCUGCAGCCUGCAAUGCUUUGGAGACACUGCUAAUACAUCGGGAUUUGCUGAGAACUCCUGUAUUUGAUCAGAUUAUUGACAUGUUGCGGGUGGAACAGGUGAAGAUACAUGCUGGACCCAAAUUUGCUUCCUAUCUAACAUUUAGUCCUUCGGAGGUAAAAUCACUUCGCACAGAAUAUGGGGACCUGGAGUGCUGCAUUGAAGUGGUGGACAGUGUACAGGAUGCUAUUGAGCACAUUCACAAAUAUGGGAGCUCCCACACAGAUGUAAUCAUCACAGAGAACGAGAAAACAGCAGAGUUCUUCCUGCAGCACCUGGAUAGUGCCUGUGUGUUCUGGAAUGCCAGCACCCGCUUCUCAGAUGGCUAUCGUUUUGGGCUGGGUAAGGGAAUGUGCUACGUGCCCUGGGUACACUUGAAGCUAAAUGCAAAAGGUGCUGAGGUUGGCAUCAGCACAUCGCGGAUCCAUGCCCGUGGGCCAGUGGGAAUUGAAGGGCUUUUGACGACCAAGUGGUUGCUACGUGGGGACAAUCACAUUGUUUCUGACUUCUCCGAGCAAGGGACCAUGAAAUACCUUCAUGAAAACCUUCCCAUUCCACAGAGGAACACUAACUGAGAAUCUGAGUGAAGAGCGUGGUACUUGUUAGGGCUGUUACAAUUUCAGAACCUAGCCUGGAAAGGACAUGGACUUUCUCCAGGCUUGCAGUGUUUUCUGCACUUUCAACUUUCGGGAUACUCAGGAGUGUGGAAAGUGGGAUUCUGUGCUUUAGUUUUUUUCUCCCCCACUCAACUGCAUUCUGUAGGCGACAAGUGCAGAUGCAUAAAGGAUCUCUUGCAGUGCAGGAAAAAGAACUGUUGAUCUUUCUUUGAUGAUGAUGACAUACCAUCAAGUCGUUUCCAUACUUCACUCCAGAUCAGAGGGAAGGUUUUGGCUAGAAGUAGAACUGAAUGCCUUUUUUUCUCCAAUGCUGUUCUUGCUUUGGGAAAAACACUGGGGAAUUUUUUUUUCUUCCUCCUCCUCUAGAGAUUCGUAGCAUCUUCUUUUAAUUUUUAAAAGUGUUCUACCAGUUCAUGUCUUAUUUAAAAUGUUGAAUCACCUUAAUAAAUAUUCCAGGUACAGAA
Python bivittatus (Burmese python) is the source of this 3432-nucleotide messenger RNA. It is a transcript of the gene ALDH18A1, whose product is annotated as aldehyde dehydrogenase 18 family member A1. Gene Ontology annotation, cellular component: mitochondrion; cytoplasm. NCBI's taxonomy places the organism in Eukaryota, Metazoa, Chordata, Lepidosauria, Squamata, Pythonidae. Gene Ontology annotation, molecular function: glutamate 5-kinase activity; glutamate-5-semialdehyde dehydrogenase (NADP+) activity; ATP binding. The record is from RefSeq and is a predicted model, not a curated record.